Didymodactylos carnosus is the source of this 1695-nucleotide messenger RNA. The record is from the annotation of a GenBank genome assembly. Lineage: Eukaryota; Metazoa; Rotifera; Eurotatoria; Philodinida; Philodinidae.
AUGUCAAGUCGCCAAGAAAGUAUUGUCGAUGAUUCUGUGUGUCAAGGGAUCAAAGAGACAGCAGUAACAUUGACUGGAAAAGAAUUGACAAUUGAGAAUGUUGUAGAGAUUGCUCGUUACGGCUAUCCAGUUGAAUUGACGGACGAUGCUCUAGUAUAUAAAAAAAUGAAAGAUUCUUGUGAUUUUGUUAAGAACGCAGUGAGUGCAGGAAGACCAUUGUAUGGCGUGAACACAUUAUUUGGUGGAAUGGCUCAUUCAUAUGUGUUAGCUAAGCAUGAGUCAACGUGUGAAUUACAAAACAAUUUGCUGUAUUUUCUUAAAACUGGUACCGGUGCAUAUCUGCCUUCGGAAGAUGUAAGAGCAGCAAUGUUAUUAAGAGCAAACUCACAUCUGAUCGGUGCCUCCGGUAUUCGAAUGGAAAUUGUUUCCCGUCUAUUAACCUAUAUAAAUAAACAAAUAACGCCAUUAGUACCAGAAUUUGGUUCGAUUGGUGCUAGUGGCGAUUUAAUCCCGUUAGCAUAUAUUGGUGGUUCAAUAUGUGGAACAAAUGAAACAUUCUUAGUCGAUUAUCGUGGCAAAACAAUAAAUGCUGUUCAAGCAUUGGAACAUGCUAAGUUAGAAAAGAUUAGUUUAUUACCAAAAGAAGGAUUAGCAAUGACGAACGGUACAAGUGUGAUGACAGCAUCAGCCACAAUUGCUAUUCAUGAUUCAUUAAUUCUAUUUGCUGCCACGCUACGUAUGCAUGCAAUGGCGAUGCAAGCAAUGCUCUCCGAUGUUCAACCAUUUUAUCCGUUUAUACAUCAGCUGAAACCACAUGCAGGACAGCAAUUAGUUGCCAGAACAAUGUUAGACUUAUUAUCUGGAAGUAAAAUGAUAAACGAUUGUUCAAUUGAAAUUCAUCCGAAUGUAUUAAUACAAAAUCGUUAUUCAGUUCGUUGUAUUCCACAGUAUCUCGGUCCAUUCAUCGAAGCGAUUCAUGAUAUUAGACGAAUAGUUGAAAUUGAAAUUAACUCCGCAAAUGAUAAUCCAUUAAUCGAUGGAGAAAAUCAAAAAGCUUAUGUUGGUGGAAAUUUUCUCGGGGAACACAUAAGUACGAGUAUGGAUCGUUUGAGAUAUACUAUUGGUUUAAUAUCAAAACAUAUUGAUGUUCAAAUAGCCCAAGUGGUUAUGCCUGAAUUUAGUAAUGGUUUACCUGGUUGUUUAAUUGGAAAUAGGGAACGGGAAGCGAAUAUGGGUGUUAAAGGCCUACAAUUAUGUGGUAAUUCUAUCAUGCCCUACUUACUAUUUUUGGGAAAUUCAAUUGCAGAUAAAUAUGCCACACAUGCUGAACAAUAUAACCAAAAUAUCAAUUCAUUAGGACAAAUGUCAGCCUUGUUAGCACGACGGUCAACUAUGAUUUUGCAACAACAUAUAGCAGUAGGAUUUUUAAUAUUUGUACAAGGACUAGAUUUAAGAAGCAAAUUAAUACAAAAUACCUAUGAUCCAAGAAAAUUAUUAUCGACACCUAUUCUUAAAACAUACGACGCUAUCCGUGAACUAAUUCAGGUUCCAAUAUUAAAUGAAAAGCCCUAUAUAUGGAAUGAUAAUGAACAAUCUCUCGAUAAACACAUUCAAUUAGUAGCCGAUAAUAUAACAAACAAACAUUCCUCAUUGUAUCAAUCGUUGCAGCCAACAAUUGAGUCAUUAAAAAACUAA